CCUGCAUAAAUUAUCAGCCUCACCGCCUUCCUCAUUGAUCUCAACGCCAGCUUGCUCCUUUAUCUUCAUUUCAUCUUCCUCUUUCUCACACUCUCUAUAGAUCAUUCCAUUCUACACACUCCCGCUCGCUAAUAAGGAGAAUGUCCGUGUCCGGCGUCUCUCCAUCAGUCAACGGACAUGGCGCACCCGACAUCUUCAACGCCAGCUCCGUCGCGGAGAUCAGAGCCACCUUGUCGCAUCUACACGACCAGGAAGCUUCAGUAACCGCUCGACUGGACGCCCUCGUGACCUCCCAGAAAGACUUCUCGCGCGAGUUCGGUCGAUUGGAUCUCCUUCGAGCCCAUCUGAGCUCCCAGACGACCACCACCCGGACCGUAAGCCAUGGCAUGCUCUCCGACGCCGCUGCCACGGCCGAUCGCAUCUCGAGCGCCGUCCGCCGUCUGGACCUGGAACAGUCGCACGUCAAGGCCACACUGCAGGUCGUCGAACAGGUCUCGGAGCUCAAGGCCUGCGUGCUGGGCGUGUCCGGGUCCAUGGGUGCCCCGCAGGACUGGGAGACCGCGGCUACCUACCUGAACCGCGCCUCCAAGAUCCCCGAUGAGGUCGUCCACGGGACCUUCGCCGCGCAGAUGGUGCCUACCGCCGAGGUGCCGGAUGCGCCGCACGUCACGCUGGAGAACGCGGCUGAAUCGCUGUGUGGGCUCUUCCUGCGCGAGUUUGACAAGGCCGUCAAGGAGAGCAACGACGCCAAGAUCACCCGCUUCUUCAAGCUCUUCCCCCUGAUCGGCCGCUCCGAGGUCGGCCUGGACGUUUACGGCCGCUACGUGUGCCAGGGAGUUGCGUCGCGCGCGCGCUCUAACCUCAACGCGGGGUCCACCGCCCAGAGCAGGGACGGUUUCUUCUACGCCAAUGCCCUUAUCAAGUUGUUUGAGCACAUCGCUCAGAUUAUAGACGGACAUGGUGGCCUGGUGGAGCGCCAUUACGGACCGAGGAAGAUGAACCGGGUGAUUGAGCGGCUGCAGGUCGAAGCCGAUGUCCAAGGUGGCAUCAUCCUUGACACCUGGAGCGACGAGCGCCACAUGGACCGCAAGUUGACUGAGACCAAGUCUUAUGCGUUCACCUUCCUCGUGCAGAGCUUUCUGCCCCAGCGCAGCACCACCCCACGGUCUAGCUCUCCUGCUAGCAAGGACGGCGGUGUGGCGGCGGAGGACGAGGGAGUGGAUAUGAAAGAGGUUGAUGGGGUUCUCAACGAGAUGGCGGUCAUGCUGGGCCGGUGGUCCCUUUACUGUCGUUUCUUGGCAGAGACGUGCAAUGGUACGGAAGAGGAUGACCAGAGGUUCACCGCUCCGCAAUUCCUGCAAGAAUCGAGUCUUGCCAGGAAGGUCAACGACCGGUUGGUGUCUCCAUUCAACACGAUGACAACAUUCUUCUUCCGGCGGUCCGUCGAGAAGGCCUUCCAGCUGGACGAACAGCCAUCCGGCUUGACCCUCCAGCCCCAGCGGCCACUAAAGGCCGAUCCGCCGCACAUCACCUCGGCCGUCGACGACAUCAUGUACAUUGUCAACAAAGUCCUCCAGCAGUCGCUGGCGACGUCGCAGAUCGGGGUCGUCACGAACGUGGUGCCCACCCUGUCGCGGGUGCUCGGCUCCGACUUCAUCGGCAUGACGCAGCGCAAGAUGCGCGACGAGUGCUACCCGCGGGCACCGGUGCAAGGCGCACAGCCCCCCGAACACCUUCUCAUCCCGUUCCUCGUCCUCAUCAACAACCUCGACAUAGCAGUCGACUACGUCCGGCGAAUCGUCCAGAACCACACCGAAGCCAAGAAGCGAAUCACCGGGCCAGACGGGCAAACAGAGGAGUCAGAGCCCCUGCGCGCUCUCUUCCCGGUACCAGCCGACGCGGCCCUCGCCCUACGGACCCUCCAAACCAUGUCGUCCUCCUUCGAAUCCAAGGCCACCGAGCUCCUCUCCGACGGCAUCCAAGUAGUCUUCAACAACGUGGUCAAGAACCGACUCCGGCCAAUCCUCGCCGACGCCUUCCGCGACAUCGAAUACCAACCGGGCAACGACCGCGACCCAACAAGCACCGCCUACCACGAGUACGACCAAGACCAUGACCACGACCACCACGACACCGGUCACAGCAGCGGAGACACCAACAGCCGGGCAGAACUAGUGCGCCCACGCUUCGCCAACAGCUGGACCGAGCUCCUCCUCCCGGUGUCUCGAAUCCUCACCGCAUCCGCCUUCGACCGCCUCCUAACAGUAACAGUCGCGUACCUCGCACGACUGCUCGAAAAGCGCCUCUGGUCCUACCACGGCCGGGUGAACGCGCUAGGCGCGACACGACUCGAGCGCGACGUAUCGGGCGUCGUCAGCGCAGCUGUAGACGUAGGCGGCACGCACGGCACGCCAGGCCGGUACAGACACCGGGAGGCGUUUGCGCGGUGCACGCAGAUGGCGCUGGUGGUGGGGAUGGACGAGGACGAGUGGGAUGAUGUGCUACGAGGGGGGGAGACAGCUGAGGUGGUUGAUAAGUUGAGUGCGGAGGAGAGGGUACGGGUGAGGGGGAUGGUGCGGAGGUAG
Molecule: messenger RNA, 2585 nt
Organism: Aspergillus campestris IBT 28561
Lineage: Eukaryota; Fungi; Ascomycota; Eurotiomycetes; Eurotiales; Aspergillaceae
Product: Golgi transport complex subunit COG4
Exons: 2
Coding region: 141-2585 (814 amino acids)
Source: RefSeq, a predicted model, not a curated record